This is a messenger RNA of Rubroshorea leprosula, 1466 nucleotides long. The record is from the annotation of a GenBank genome assembly. NCBI's taxonomy places the organism in Eukaryota, Viridiplantae, Streptophyta, Magnoliopsida, Malvales, Dipterocarpaceae.
GUGGCUGUGAUUAAUUCGCCUGAUCCGUGGUGUCAAUCAACGGGGCGGCGGAACCAAAAUAAGGAGAAUGAAAAGGCGAGGAAGGGACGGCCGGAAAAAGGGUAAGUGAAGGACUAAGUCACACUACGAAAGAGGGAGAAUCGGAGUCAGGUCUUCUGAUUUAUGGUCCCAACUGAUCAUCAAGGGGUUGUUCAGGAGAUAUCGAAGGUGGAAUCCUGUGCAUCCAACAUAUGGUGCCUUUUGGGGCAUGGGAAUAGGCGUUGGUUGCGGUGUUGGAUGGGGUCCUGGUUUUGGCCCUGAGGUGAUUGGUUAUGUUGGGGCUGGCUGUGGAGUUGGAUUCAGUGUGGGCAUAACUCUUGUUGGCUUUGGCAUUGGUCUUCCUGCAAAUUGCCUAUUUGAAGUUCCUUAUAAUGCUAUUAUGGCAACAAGAACUGGUGCAUUGGAUCUUUUGAGGCUCAGUUCAAAAAAUGCAGUGGGGGGUGGCUGGAACAGUAUUGCACCUUACAUCUCUAGGAUGCAAAGAGAAGCCAGCAGAAGAUUACCAGGAUUUAACCCAAGAGAAUUGUUGGACAAACGGGUUGAUUUAUUUGAUUUGAAAACUACACUAUUUGAUUUGAAAACUACACUAUCUAUCCCUACUAAAGCCAUACAGGAAGGCUUUGGAAGAUUCAAUGGUCGCUUUUUUGGUCCUAACAAAGGUGUCCUUUAAAAUGCAGCAUUCUGAAUAAUUUCAAAAUGUUUCUGCUUUUAGUAUUUUAAACUUGGGAUUUUGCACCAAAUAACAUGACUGCAUUGGGGGGUAGGUUGUAGGUAUCUAACUUCCACAUGGUGACUUUGAAAAUGCAGAUGUGUGGGUUGUAAUUUGAGUAGAAUUAGGUUAUUUAAACCUUUGCUUUGAUUAGUUUACAUCUAUGUUAUGCUUUGUUGCCUAAAGUUUCUGAAUAUUCGUACCUUUUUAAGUAGUAGUCCAAAUCCUUUUAUGUACAUAACACACACUAGGACAGCCGAUACAAAAUUCCACCUGUUGUUAUGCUGUGGCUGUCUCCCUUCCUUCAUAGCUUGAUAAGGUGCAGCUGCCUCCUUUUUCAUUUUAUUUGCUCAUGUCUAGAUAUUUUCUUUUCUAAGAUUGUUGCCAGCAAAUUAACCAUCUGAGUUCCAAAAGCAACAUAUAAAAUUUCCCAAAGGCAAAGCUUUUGUAGAUUUUAACCCCCAAAUUCUAAACCCCAACCAUGCUCUUCCUAGUACUGGACCAAAGAUCCUGAGAGUGCCAGUUAAGUUGCAACUUGCAAGAAUAUGUAAAUUGGACCACAUUUGUCUAAUAUUGUUCUAACCUUCCAGGCAACUGCAUGUGACAAGAUAAAACAUUUAAGUUAUUUGUCCUAGCAUCAUCAAUUUGAUAUGCCAUGGAUCGGGUUGGUCAAUUUUCCCUUAUGAAAGCUUAUUCUUGAAUUGCUGUUAGUGUUUUG